This is a messenger RNA of Scheffersomyces coipomensis, 1251 nucleotides long. RefSeq names its product aspartate transaminase (gene AAT21). Lineage: Eukaryota; Fungi; Ascomycota; Pichiomycetes; Serinales; Debaryomycetaceae. The transcript has a single exon. The record is from RefSeq and is a predicted model, not a curated record. Gene Ontology annotation, molecular function: pyridoxal phosphate binding; L-aspartate:2-oxoglutarate transaminase activity. Gene Ontology annotation, biological process: L-aspartate biosynthetic process. Gene Ontology annotation, cellular component: cytosol. Bases 1 to 1251 code for a protein of 416 amino acids.
AUGUCAUUUUUCCCCACUAUUAAAGAAUUACCACCUGAUCCUUUAUUCGGUUUAAAAGCAAGAUAUAAUGCUGAUUCAAGACUGGAUAAAGUUGAUUUAGGGAUUGGUGCUUAUAGAGAUAACAAUGGUAAACCAUGGAUUUUACCUGCUGUCAAACAAGCUGAAAUCAAAUUGAUUACUAGUGAUGAUUAUAAUCAUGAAUAUUUAUCGAUUAGUGGAUUUGAACCAUUUUUAAAAGAAGCAGCUAAAAUCAUUUUAGGUACUGAAUCCAAAGCUAUUAAAGAAAAUAGAGUGGUAAGUCAACAAUCUUUAAGUGGUACUGGUGCUUUACAUGUUGCUGGUGUAUUUUUAAAAGAAUUUUAUUAUGGAGGAUCAAAAUCAAUUUAUUUAUCAUCUCCAACUUGGGCUAAUCAUCAACAAAUUUUCCGUAAUUUAGGAUUAAAUGUUGAAACUUAUCCAUAUUGGAAUAAUGAUAGUAAAUCACUUGAUUUAACCGGAUUUUUAUCUUCGAUUAAAUCAGCUCCUGAAGGUUCGAUUUUCCUUUUACAUGCUUGUGCCCAUAAUCCAACUGGUUUAGAUCCUUCAAGUGAACAAUGGAAACAAAUUUUAUAUGAAUUAGAAGCUAAAAAUCAUUUAAUUAUCUUUGAUAGUGCUUAUCAAGGUUUUGCUAGUGGUGAUUUAGAAAAAGAUGCCUUUGCCAUUAGAUAUUCUAUUGAUCAAGAUAUUAUUAAAACUCCGAUUAUUAUUUGUCAAUCAUUUGCUAAGAAUUGUGGUAUGUAUGGUGAAAGAGUUGGAGCUAUUCAUAUUAUAAAUCCAAUAAAUUCAACUGCUACUCUUGGAGCUAUUAAAUCUCAAUUUAAUAAAAUCAUUAGAUCAGAAAUUUCAAAUCCACCUGCUUAUGGUUCAAAAAUUGUUUCAACUAUUCUUAAUGAUCCAAAUUUAAAACAACAAUGGGAAAAGGAUUUAAUCACUAUGAGUUCCAGAAUUAAUAAAAUGAGAAUUGAAUUAUUUAAUCUUUUAACUCAUGAAUUAAAAACUCCUGGAAAUUGGGAACAUAUUAAAUCUCAAACUGGUAUGUUUUCAUUCACUGGGUUAUCAUCUGAAAUGGUGGCAAGAUUAGAAUCUGUUCAUGCUAUUUAUUUAGUAAGUUCAGGUAGAGCAAGUGUAGCAGGUUUGAAUGAUCAUAAUGUUAAAAAAGUGGCUAAUGCCUUUGAUGAAGUUGUUAGAUUUUAUGCUAAAUCAAAAUUAUAA